Messenger RNA from Gopherus evgoodei (Goodes thornscrub tortoise), 4360 nucleotides. RefSeq names its product T-box transcription factor T-A-like. Gene Ontology annotation, cellular component: nucleus. The record is from RefSeq and is a predicted model, not a curated record. The transcript has 8 exons. Gene Ontology annotation, molecular function: RNA polymerase II cis-regulatory region sequence-specific DNA binding; DNA-binding transcription factor activity, RNA polymerase II-specific. NCBI's taxonomy places the organism in Eukaryota, Metazoa, Chordata, Testudines, Testudinidae. Bases 42 to 1283 code for a protein of 413 amino acids. Gene Ontology annotation, biological process: somitogenesis; positive regulation of DNA-templated transcription; mesoderm formation.
UAGGGGAUUCCCAGGGUGAGGCAGAGGGGAAGCCAGACACCAUGAGCACAGUCCCCAGCCACCAGUGGCUGGACCACGUCUUCAGCGCGGUGGAGAGUGAGCUGGAAAUGGGCCCCGAGACAGAGGAUGCCUCGGAGAGGGAGAUCAGGGUGGUGCUGGAGGAGAAAGCGCUGUGGAUGAACUUUAAGGAGCUCACCAAUGAGAUGAUAGUCACCAAAACUGGCCGGAGAAUGUUCCCAGUGCUGAAGGUCGGCAUCUCGGGCUUGGACCCCAAUUCCAUGUACUCUAUCCUCCUGGACUUUGUGGCUGCAGAUGGGAACCGCUGGAAGUAUGUCAACGGGGAGUGGAUUCCUGGUGGCAAGCCUGAGCCUCAGAGCCUGAGCUGUGUCUACAUCCAUCCCAAAUCCCCCAAUUUUGGGGCUCACUGGAUGAAAGCCACCGUCACCUUCAGCAAAGUCAAGCUCUCCAACAAGAUGAAUGGAGGGGGGCAGAUCAUGCUGAACUCCCUCCACAAGUACGAGCCCCGCGUCCACAUCGUGAAGGUUGGGGGGCCUCAAAAAGCGAUCAGCAGCUUUGCUUUCCCGGAGACCCAGUUUAUUGCCGUCACUGCCUAUCAGAACGAGGAGAUCACUGCCUUGAAAAUUAAACACAAUCCCUUUGCAAAAGCCUUCCUGGAUGCCAAGGAGAGGUGCGACUCCAAAGACGUUCUCGACCCCAGCAAUGAAGCUCAUCAGGCUGGCUAUUCACAGCUUGGGGGUUGGUUUCUGCCAGGCACCAGCUCUUGCUGUUCCUCUCCUGCCCAGUCUUCGUUCUCAGGCAGUCCUGGCCUCUCGUCUGGCCACAGCUCAUACUGCAAGACACACUCCAGCCUGCGGAACCCAAGGGCCUCACCUUAUCCGAGCCCAUACAGCCAGAUCAACGCCUCACCAAUUAAUUAUGUAGAUAACUCCAUUGGCCUCUCCCUGGUGUCUGCCCCUGACAGCUGGCCUGGCCUGUCUCUCUCCAGUUCUACGGGGGUUCUACCCAGCACUGCCUCUCCCACAAGUCAAUAUUCCAGCCUGUGGUCCCCCACCAGCAACUCGAUCAGUCCCGCUACUCAGUCCAGCUCCAACCCCCAGUUCCUGAGAGGCUCUUACAGCAGCUUGGCCUCUGCUAUCCCAGCCCCCUCCACAUCCUCAGUCUAUGACAAUGCCUUGGCAGAGGUGCCCUCGAGUGACUGUCAGUACGACUCUGCUAUUUCCUGUCUGGCAUCCACUUGGGCAACAGUCACUCAGACUUACUGAUGCUGAGAAGUUGCCCUCGUCCAUCUUCAAAAAUUACUGGAAAGAAGCCGGCAGAGGGCAAGGAAAGGGGCAGCUGAACAAUGGUGUGAACCUCUCUGCUCUCACAGCGUGUAGCUGAUUGCAUAGUCCUACAAGAUAAGAACUUUUCUCAGAACCUCCAUCAUUGUUUAAAGGCUAUGACAGAAUAUGGAAGGCGGACUCUUCCUGAGCAAGCAGAGGAUGAUACAGGUGGUAAUCUGUGCUCCGCAGCACCAGGGCAUAUCUCCAAGGAGAGAAUUAGCUUUACCCCCCUAGUUUGGAAAGCGAAGAAGAAAGAUGCAACCUGUCUGACUCUCAGGAUGGUGGAGCAAACGAGCACUGUCUUGUCGAGCGCAUGUCCCAGCAUAGCAUGCUGGCUGGCUGGACCUUGUUAUCACUUGCACACAGGAGACCCAAACAAGGGCAGUAAGAUCUGCAAACGUGUGUGCCAUGAUCUUGAAAAGUGGUGUAUUAUUUAUAGAGUUUUGUUGUAAAUAAACCUUUCUGACAACUAAGUGUUGUUUGCCUUUUGCUGAAGACUGAAACCCUCCGAGUUCUUACCGAUGUAAGUGCUGAUAAGGGGGUUUGGAGCAGGUAUAAGAAACUUUGGAAUAGGACAUACGGCUUAACUUCCUGCCUUCUUGCUCCUCCCUUAGGGAAGCUAAUCUUGGAUACCAAGACUAUGCUUCUUCCAAAUCAAGCAACCGACCGCAUGCUGUUCCCCAAACCCUCUACUAAUUACAGGGCAAACCUCAAACUUUAACAGAGACCCUCAUCCUCACCAUAUGCAGCCAUGGGCGUAUUGUGACUGAUCAUAACAGCCCCUCCCUCUACAGAUUCCUCUACCUCUGCUCUCAGAACUCCUCAAAAUAUUCAUAUGAGUCUGUUAUUUAAAUCCUUCCCAGAUCCUACUGGAAAACCAAGUGGGAGAGAGGGUUGGGCCCGCAACAAAAUAACAUAAUGCCAUAAAAUGCAGCGCUUAGAAUGUACUCACUUCACCCUCCACUCCCUGCCUCUUCCCCCAUGGUCACAGACCCAGAGCUACAGGUAAUAAAGUGACUGGAAUAAAAAGAUAUAUUCAUUAAUAGUAAGAAAUACUAGUCACCAUUUUAGGGUGGGUCAAACUUUACUAUGCCCCUUUGGAAAGGGGAAGGGAGAGAGAACACACUGUGCCUCAGUGAGAUGUCAUCCAACAACUAUAAUUUAAAAAAAUAAAGAAAACCAUCACUAUAUUUAAUCACUUCCUAGAGAACGGAUUAAAAAUCCCAGCUGGAUUCCAGGCUCUCACUUCAGGUCAAUGGAGCAUUUCAAGACUGAAAGCUCUCUACACUAGCUAACUGCUAAACACACCCAGACCACCUCUGCUUUAGAGAUCUCUCCUAACUGAAAAUGAAUCAGGGAAGAAGGAAUGAGGCUUUGGCUCCUGGGUGUUCCAAGAGUGCAGCUAUUUCACACAUUGGUGUUAGCAGAAGGUUAGCCCGAGUCAUUUGUCGACAAAUAUCUAACCUGAAGGUAUGUGGCAAAGGGAGGUUGCGGGAAAGAGGUGGAGGACCAGGAGGAAUUUGCUGCUUCUGAUUCAAGAAGUGACUAACAAUUGGGAGUUGGGGAGUCCUGCAGAUAGAUCAGCUCUGCUCCAUAAGAUGAGACUUUCAGAGCCACAGAAGCUUGCCAUUCGUUUAACUCACAUUCCAGAAAUAACUACUGUCCUUUACCCCACAUGAUCUCUUUGUUAACAAGAGCCAUGAUCCAAAACAUAACCCUUCCCUGCUUCUGGGAACUCCCAGAUACACAACCAUGCAGGAUGUACAAAUACUGUGGGUGUAAACCCACUUAUAUCACCAACUUUUCUACCACCUCAGUGUAAGGCUCUCCAUUUCCAGCUCCAUUUCAACGCCACUGAGCAGAGAGGAACAGUUAUCAACAGGAACGGAAUUGGUCCCACUGCAUUUCUACACCUUGCAUUUCAUUUUUCUUCUUCACCUAUGUUGAGUCUGUCACCUAAUAUGUGGGUAUCAGCAGGUACAUUGGGGCAUCCAACAGGCCAUACUUGCACUCAGAUGCAGACAGCAACAUUUCCCUGUGGGUUCUUCAGUGGCACAAUUGUCCCCUUACAUCGUAAUAUCAACACUUACAGCUACUGUUUAACUAAGAAGCAAUAAUUCAAAGAGGUACAAUUUGAUUACUCUGUCUGACUCACCUAGUUCAUGAACAGGAGAGGCCUCAUUACUACUUUUGUAGGGGUCUGUUACCAUCCACGGUGGUCUGCUGCCUUGUGUUUGCUGAUCAGGCAAUUGCUAUCUUCUCUCCUCUAUGAUCUCUGUGAGGUCGCAUAAUGAGGAAAUUCUGAUACCCAAGUGAGACACUGCUUUCAUCUGGCUAUGCUCCUUCCAUCUCCCCCGCCCCCCUGGGUCCUAAACCCUCCUAGCACAGGGACAGAAUUUCCACACUACACUUGGUUUUAAGGCUCUGAAGUGACAAGAUAGCACAGAGAGCAACUUCUACCAUUAGCCAGAAUGAAAUGGAGAGAAAGUGGGAAGUAAAAUAGUAAAGAAAGGUACUUCCAGCUAUCAAAGUGUCUUCCGAUUAGAGAAACUGAAAAGGUUAAAAUUUAGAGGGGCUUAGAAAUGGAUUUCUUGACCUAUCACUAAGAAUCAUUUACUUUUCACUACUGAUAUGGUUUUUUGCAUUUCUCUCUGCCUGGAAAAAGAAAAGGGACUACUCAGUUUCACACACUGCAUUCUCCUGCUCUAGUAUAGUGCUGCAAUGGCAAACACGACAGGUGACCUAACAAUGCCCUCUUAAAGUACCACAUUCCUCCAAGCUGUAAAAUUCACAUUUAAGAUUGAACACAUUCCAAACACCCUGUCAAGCGACUGUACAGCUAACAGAAGAGCAGGUAAGUUUAUACCACACAUGGAUUACAAUAACCACAUGCAACAGGGGGAGUCAAGGAGGGAGUUUCAAUCUAAAUACAUGAUUAGACAGCACUUCAAUCUAUGCACAGGUUUCAGAGUAGCAGACGUGUUAGUCUGUAUCCGCAAAAAGAACAGGAGUCCUUG